AUGGCGUAUAAGAAAGUAGGACCUCCUCCCAAGAAUCUACCUCCCUUACCGCGAUUAAAAGUGCGUCGUCCCGUUCUUGCGAAACAAACAAAUCAAUGUUUUGUAUUCAUGUCUUCAUUACUUAAUUGUUGGGCAUCGAACGGUGAAGGUAAUAGUGUGUGUCAUGGGUUUGAACAAGACUUGAAGAAAUGUAUGGAAACUUACAAACCUGCUAAGGAGCAGAUCAGUACUAUUAAUUAUCAUGCUUCUAGAUUGUAUCCUAAAUUAAGAGGGAAAGUUCAUGACUAG
Molecule: messenger RNA, 288 nt
Organism: Lodderomyces oxycetoniae
Lineage: Eukaryota; Fungi; Ascomycota; Pichiomycetes; Serinales; Debaryomycetaceae
Product: mitochondrial 37S ribosomal protein mS37
Exons: 1
Coding region: 1-288 (95 amino acids)
Biological process (GO): mitochondrial translation
Cellular component (GO): mitochondrial small ribosomal subunit
Molecular function (GO): structural constituent of ribosome
Source: RefSeq, a predicted model, not a curated record